UGCGUCCGAUGAGCCAAAUUCUGCUGCUGUUCCAUCAUCUGGGUCUGGUAAUGUCACUCCUAAUGAGAAGGACUUUGAAUCCAUAGUUGCUAGCACAUUAGGAAAGAUGCCACCAGAACUUGCUGCAAUGGCCAAAGAUCCAAAGAGGCAUGCUAAAUCCAAAGACCCUGGGUGGAAGUAUGGGUUCUGGCCAUAUGAAGGAAAGAGAGAUAUGGUGCAAUGCAUCUUCUGUAGAAAGGUGGUUCCUGCAGGAAUCAAGAGGUUCAAGCAACACAUUGCAGGUGGUUAUGGAGACGUCGAGAAGUGUCCAACUGCACCUGCAAUAGUAAGAAAAGAGAUGUACGAUUUUUUGAAGAAAAAUGCAAGGAAAGAACUGAACCUGCAGCAGGGAAGGGAAUGGGAUUGUGAAGCAGAUAGUGGAGGUGAAGUGCAGGAAACAUGUGCGGUGCCAAGCUCAGGGACUAGAAUUAAGGAAAGUAAUAGGAUGUUUGCUCGUUCUUACCUAGAUUCAGCUAAGCAGGGGUCACAAAAGUACAUGAAAAGUGUUAGUUCCAUGCUACAAAAGUCGCCGGAAGAUGUGGUUUCUGAGAGGCAUAGUUCAAGGAAUUCUCAAACUAGUAAAAUGGAGCAUUGCACAAAGAAAUCAAAGGAAGUUAAACAAAGAGUUGAUGAUCAUGUGGCAGAUUUCUUUUAUGAGAAUGGAAUUCCUUUGAAUGCUAUUAACCACUGCUGAUUGCUCUGAGGAUUGCUGAUGGGGAUGAAACACCUGCAGCUCCAGAAAUCAAGGCAGCAAUGGACACAGCAAAGCAGACUAUAAGGGAUUCAUUGGCUGAUAAGCCACAAUUGCUCAAUGAAGUGCUAACGCACUUUGACAGGAGGUGGGAGAAGCAAAUGGAGCAAAAGUUAUAUGGGGCUGCCCUUUUCCUAAACCCAGCCAAGUUUUUUGCAAUAAAAGAGAAAAGCGUAAGAGAUGCUGCAAGACUAAGGGCGAUGUUCAAUGAUGUGCUGUGGAAGAUGGUGCCUAAUGACGAUGAGCAAUGCAUUAUAAGCAAACAAGCAGAUGACUAUGAGAAGU
This is a messenger RNA of Salvia splendens (bonfire salvia), 1075 nucleotides long. RefSeq lists its product as uncharacterized. The record is from RefSeq and is a predicted model, not a curated record. The transcript is spliced from 2 exons. Lineage: Eukaryota; Viridiplantae; Streptophyta; Magnoliopsida; Lamiales; Lamiaceae. Bases 107 to 733 code for a protein of 208 amino acids.